CAGCGCUGCCCUCCCCCGGCACAGUCAGACUCACACACGGCCGGUGACUCGUCACUCCGCGCUGGAAGAUGGCUGCGGUGGAGCGGAUCCCGGUCAGGGAAGGGAUCCGGAUAGUUUCGCUGUGUGUGUGCUGGUACACGGUGAGCUCGGGGGGCAACAUCGUCAACAAAAUCAUCCUAAACGGAUUCCCGUACCCGGUCACCGUAUCUCUGUUUCACAUUAUCUCUAUCGUCGUCUUCCUCCCGCCGCUGUUGCGGGCAUGGGGAGUCCCCAAAACAGAACUGCCGAGCAGGUACUACCGGUGGUACAUCUUGCCUUUAGCUUUCGGGAAAUACUUUGCAUCUGUGUCGGCUCACUUCAGCAUAUGGAAAGUGCCGGUUUCAUAUGCGCACACGGUCAAAGCCACAAUGCCAAUAUGGGUUGUGCUGUUAUCAAGAAUUAUCAUGAGGGAGAAGCAAACCACAAAGGUAUACAUCUCGCUCAUCCCCAUCAUCGGUGGAGUGCUGCUGGCCACAGUGACUGAGCUGUCCUUUGAUGUUUCAGGAUUAAUCAGCGCUCUGGCUGCCACGCUCUGCUUCUCCUUGCAGAACAUCUUCUCUAAAAAGGUGUUGCGUGACACACGGAUCCACCACCUGAGGCUUCUCAACAUCCUGGGCUUUAAUGCUGUGAUCUUCAUGCUUCCCACCUGGGUUUUAGUGGAUCUCUCUGUGUUUCUUGUGAAUGGAGACCUGUCGGACAUCUCAGGAUGGACCAGUACCUUUGUCCUGCUGCUCAUCAGCGGCUUCUGCAACUUCGCUCAGAACGUCAUCGCCUUCAGCGUGCUCAACCUCGUCAGCCCUCUCAGCUACGCCGUCGCCAACGCCACCAAGAGGAUCAUGGUCAUUAGCAUCUCACUGCUAAUGCUGCGCAACCCGGUCACCCUCACCAAUGUCUUGGGUAUGAUGACGGCCAUUGUCGGGGUCUUCCUCUACAACAAGGCCAAGUACGACGCCAACAAGCAGAAGAAGCUUCUGCCGAGCUCCAAGCAGGACCUGAUGUCCUUUGACAACCCGGCGCUGGAGAAGAUCCAGGCCAACGGGUCAGUGCCUUUUUCCCACGGCUCAGAGCAGCAGCACAACUGGAACAACGUCCUGACCGACCACUUCCAGUACAGCCGGCAGACCUACACGACAAACUACAGCAGCAACCACCAGUAUGUGGUAUAAAGGAGGAGUCGGUCCUCGCUCCAGGUCGCUGUCAUAGACAUUACUGUGUGUAGCCACCCCGUCCCCUCCCAGCAGCGGGUCUUCACCGUCCCGCUUCAAACCCGAGACUGAAGGCAAGUGCUGUUUGUUCUGAUAGGAAGAAUGAGUCGGCCAUGAUGGGCCAGUAACGUGACCUCUCCCACACCUCCUCCCUGUCUAAACCUCACUUUCUGACAGCUUCACUCCAUAUCACUGUUUAUUACUUUGGUACCGACUGUAUGGGAUGGUCUGAGAGAAAACAAAACUCAUCAUCAGGCACUUUCAGACAUUUUGGUGAAGAAUUAAGCCAUGUUGUUCACACAGAGAAACCUGCUACAGCAGGCAAAUAAGUGAUUUAUACCUCACUGUUUGGAAAUGUUUGAGUUUUGUUUUCACAACCAGCCAUACGUGGAUGUCAGCUGUAAUUAUUUGCUGUGAACAUGCACCCAAACAAGGGUCUGUCAUGUUACAUUUUGUAACAAACACAGUUCAGUGGAAGGCCUUAACAUUUUAGGUUUUAGGCAUUUCAUGUUUCAGAUUUUCUUCAUGAGGCACUUGUCAUGAUGUGAGGAGAAAAUAAUUGUUCAGAUUGUCCAACGUUAGUAAAUCAUGUUUCACCGUGAGGCAGACAGGGUUUGUUUAUGGACAAUGGAGUCAAUUCAGGCAACAGUAAUUGAUGGUAGAGUUUGUCUGAUGGUAUGACUGUGUGAUCAGACUUUCACGAGGCAUUUUGAGCCAGGAAUGUCAGUCAGUUCAGCACUAUGGUCUGUCUGUUCAAAGUUUUAAGUCUGUCUGUCCAAUUAGGGCCCACCCCCAAAUGUUGAUGAUCCAGUGCAUCUGUCAAGAACACCCUGAUUCAACUCAAAAAUGUGCUUUGAUGACUUGUAACACUUCUUUUAGCUGCCUCAUAGUUUUCACACACACAGCAAUGCAGGAGCAACAGUGUCAGGUUGUAAAUUUCACAACCAAGUCUUAUCUUAAAACGCCUGAACCAUAACUAUCUGAUAGAACGUGAUGAAAAUGAAGGGCAGAGCAACACCGGGCAGCGUGACUUGCUUCUGUUGAAAUGCCUGACGUGGGAACGCGCACAAAUUGGGAACUACCGGUUUUAUGGCGUUUAAAACAGACUGGCUCCUCUGUCAGCAGCCCGGCGGGAGAGGCACUCCACCGUGUAGUAAGACUUCGUAAUUUACUAUGGCCAAGAUGCUCACUUUAUGUCUGUAUGAAAAACAACAAACAUUCUUCGUUUUAUGACAAAAAUCCCGCAGACUAGUGAUUUUCCUGUCGGGCUUGGUUCUACUUUUAGUGCUGAUUAGCAAACGAUAGAAUGACAACAUGUUGAGAAUCUGACUGCUGCAGCACUCGCUUUACAAAGUGGAUCAAAAGUACAAGUGCCUGAUGAAGAAAACUGCCCAAAUUUCAACAUGGGGGAAAAAAACUUUCUCUGUAUCUGUGAGAAGCAGAUGCUUGUAAACUUGUCACUCAUAUGGAUCAGAAACAUUUUAGUCAGCAAGUGAUGAAAACUUGUUUUUCUGAAAUGGCUUUAGAAAACACUCAUAAAGUGUUCAUGUUUUUGAAUUGAGACAAAUUUUACUGAAAAGCAAGAGUGAGACGGGUUCUGUUAGUCAGAACAGUCAGUGACCUCCCAUAGAUCUGUCCUUUUCCCCCAAGGUAACAAAGAAGUUAUUGUUUAUUAUCAUGGAGCAUAAAUGUAAAAAGUUCAGAUUAAAAUAAGAUUCAUCAGAACAAAGCAUCUACCACAGCUGUGUACUGUGACGAUGCUCAUGUUUCAUCUUUCUUAGGGAGUCUAACCAUGUAAAGUGUAAUAGGGAUGUUGAAUUAUUUUGCUGUCAUUAUUUGAAGAAUCAAUUUGAAACAAUGCAUAGAUCUUUUUUUUAAUUCAAGAUUUGUAUUUAUUGAUCUGCGGAGCUUCUCAGGCAGAGUGAGAUUGUCUCUCCUGUCAGGCCAUUUUUUUUCCCAGUCUGAACCAAAGCUGCUCUAUGAUGUGUAUGUUUGUUUUUUUUUUUAAACAGAGGCCCUUGUCAAGUUUUGCACAUCAUGAAACAACUAAAUGUGUUAUACAGAUUGUGACCGUUUGUCGAGUGACUUUAUCGUCCUGCUGUUUAAUUUAAAGCAUUUUUGUACCAUUGGUGUCAGACAGUCACUGGACAGACUCAAUUUAAAAUGAAACGUGCAUGAAAUCAGAGUUUUGGCUGGUGCAAUUAAAGAUUCAGCUGUAAUUUCA
Messenger RNA from Lates calcarifer (barramundi perch), 3468 nucleotides. It is a transcript of the gene slc35e1, whose product is annotated as solute carrier family 35 member E1. Bases 69 to 1205 code for a protein of 378 amino acids. The record is from RefSeq and is a predicted model, not a curated record. Gene Ontology annotation, cellular component: Golgi apparatus. NCBI's taxonomy places the organism in Eukaryota, Metazoa, Chordata, Actinopteri, Centropomidae. Gene Ontology annotation, molecular function: antiporter activity. The transcript has 6 exons.